This is a messenger RNA of Cuscuta epithymum, 607 nucleotides long. The record is from the annotation of a GenBank genome assembly. Lineage: Eukaryota; Viridiplantae; Streptophyta; Magnoliopsida; Solanales; Convolvulaceae.
AUUGUAUUCCCAGCUCGUCUUUUAACCCCUCGUUGUUUCUUGCAGGUUCUCCGCCAGACAGAGACCAGAUGAAUCACGCCGAGUGCCUGAAGACAAGGAAGGCCAAGGCGGCCGCUGCCAAAGCCGCACUGGCGAAAGCCAAAAACGCCCCCGCCUCGGAGUCCAACUCAUCGGCUUCUGAUGCUGCCCGGCGAACUGCUGAGGGUGAGCAGCAUUUAAUCGCCACCAUGCUGGCUCAGGGUUCUGGGGCCCCUGCUCUUGAAGCUGCCCUUCCACCGCCGGUCGUCCCUUCGAAGGCGGCCCCUCAAAAGGGGACGGAGAAGGUCCCUGAGAAGAAACAGAAGAGGGGCCGCGAGGCAGGCUCCACUGGUCCCCUGCUUGAAGAUGCCGGCUCUCUGCCGUUGAGCCGCCCGGCGGAAGAGCUUUGGAGGGAGAUGGCCCUCAAGGCCGGUCUCGAACUGCCCCGCCGUUCGUCCUCUGAGGCGACCAGCGCUGCCCUGGCAGCCGCUCUUCAGUCUGGGCUUCUGGUCCUUCAAGCCGAAGCUGCCCGGGAAGCCGACCUGAGAGAGGUCAAGGCCAAGGCCGAUGCGGCUGUCGCCACUGCCCG